AUGGCAUCCUUGAUGAAAAUAAAAAGUUUAAUUGCUCCAUUAACAACUAAACAAACUCGAGUAAUUUAUAAUGUCGUCAGAACAAAGGUGAUGACCAAUUGGGAUUACAUGCCAGGACCAAGACCGAAAAAUGAAGAAGAGCAUAAAAAAGCUGCUGAAAAAUACGGUUUGCAUCCAGCUGAAUACAAAUUGUACCCAGAUGAUGGUAUGAGGCCCGUUGGAGAUUACCCGAUGUUACCUUAUGAACCAGUCAGCCUUCGUGAUCCUAAUUAUCCUUGGGAUUGUCCUGAUGAUAAAAGAAACUUUGAAGAACCGAUUCAUGCUGAAAUCAAUUUACUUAACGAAGACAGAACAGAUUACGGUGAAAAGCCAUACAUUGGAUACCGACAAGGUCCAUGGACAUUUUGGGGAUUUGUCGCAGUUUAUGCUAUGUUGUUUCUUAUUGCGGACCAAUAUCCUAAUUUCAGGCCAGUUUUGGAAAAACAAAUCCCGCAGGCUGGCAAAGUUCAUUACACAUUUGAGCCAGCUAAAUAA
Molecule: messenger RNA, 534 nt
Organism: Cotesia congregata
Lineage: Eukaryota; Metazoa; Arthropoda; Insecta; Hymenoptera; Braconidae
Source: the annotation of a GenBank genome assembly